CCAGCCGUACCAGUCAGAAACUGCCAGAUCCGCCAUUCGAUGCACAAGCCCCAGGCUAAGCAUAUUAGCUGCCGUGUUUUGACCCCGGCUUAUCGCUGUCUUAAACUCUGGCUCAAGAUGCUCACGCUUGGUGGCACGACUCUUAUCCCCCGCCGCUUAGUGACGUUUGCAGCGCCGCCGACGAGAGCCGUGGUGAGAUGGGAGCCAUGUAACUCUGCGUCAAUUUUGGCUCUGAGCUUGGGACAUAAAUACUACCCGUAGCAAGUACAUAGACCCGAGUUCUCCUACUAGAUAAAUCGUGUAUCUACUUCCAUCUUGUCAAGUUCAAUCUACAUUCUACUCGAACAAGGCACAAUGGCAACAGACGCUGCAGUGAGCAAAGACGGACUUUUCAUUCCCCUCAUUGACUUCUCCAAAUUCCUGAAUGGCGAUUCAUCCACCCGCUUGGAGACGGCCAAAGCCAUCCUCAAUGGCUUCCAGGAUGCUGGCUUCAUAUACCUUAAAAAUCAUCCCAUUUCAUCAGACACGGUAAAGCAUGCCUUUGCCAUGUCGGCAAACUUCUUUGCGCAGCCUUUAGAGAAGAAAGACGCACUUGAGUGGACUACUCCACAGGCCAAUCGCGGCUAUGUAGCUCACGGGCGAGAAAAAGUCAGUCAGCUAAACGACGCUGCAGAAGUAGAAAAGAUUCGCAGCGCAGUUCCGGACUUGAAAGAGAGCUUUGAAAUCGGCCGCGAUGACGAGGUCGGCCACCCAAACAACUGGCCCGAGGAAGAAGGCGCAGUUACGGGCUUCAAGGAAGAUAUGAAGAGCUUCUUUCAAGAGUGCAAAGCUCUGCAUGUAGAAGUCAUGCGGGCUAUUGCUACAGGCAUGGGCUUUGAAGAGAAUUUUUUCGAUAGGUUUGUGGAUGUUGGAGAUAAUACGCUACGACUGCUGCACUACCCAGAAGUCAAGUCUGAAGUGUUCAACACACCAGGCCAAGUCCGUGCUGGGGAACACAGCGAUUAUGGAUCUAUCACGUUACUCUUCCAAGACAACCGCGGCGGCCUGCAGGUCAAGAGCCCAAACGGGAAUUUCAUUGACGCAACUCCUAUUGAGAACACCAUCGUCGUCAACGCCGGAGACCUGCUGGCGAGAUGGAGCAACGAUACGAUUAAGAGCACCAUUCAUCGUGUAGUUGAGCCCCCACGAAAGGAAGGCAAGACGUAUCCUUCUCGAUAUAGCAUCGCCUACUUUUGCAACCCAAACUUUAAGGACCUUAUCGAAGUGCUGCCGGGAACAUAUGCUACUAAGGAGGAGAAGAAGUAUGAAAGCAUAAACAGCGGCGAUUAUCUCGUUCAGAGACUCACCGCAACAUAUUAAUACAUGUGUGUGUGUUUGUGUAUGAGUAAGCGUGUCUGUUCUGUUGAUUUGACGGGAAAAGAGAAGAGAGAGGGCUCUUCUAACAUGGCAUGACACGAACCCUGCGACGCCCGGUCUGGGAUUCGCCGCAGGGCACCGAGUGUAGGCAAGCCAAUGAAAGCGAAAACGUGUUCACGUCCAGACUCAGCUAAAGAGGGGUCGCGUCAUGUGCGAAGAGCUGUGA
Messenger RNA from Trichoderma asperellum CBS 433.97, 1582 nucleotides. RefSeq lists its product as uncharacterized. NCBI's taxonomy places the organism in Eukaryota, Fungi, Ascomycota, Sordariomycetes, Hypocreales, Hypocreaceae. Gene Ontology annotation, molecular function: 2-oxoglutarate-dependent dioxygenase activity. The record is from RefSeq and is a predicted model, not a curated record.